Molecule: messenger RNA, 387 nt
Organism: Cercopithifilaria johnstoni
Lineage: Eukaryota; Metazoa; Nematoda; Chromadorea; Rhabditida; Onchocercidae
Source: the annotation of a GenBank genome assembly
AUGAAAUCGUCUGUUCCGGCUAUCGUUAGCUUCAGAAUCCCCGCUGCAAUGAUUGAUGUGUUAGUUGGAGAGGAAGACCAGCAAUCACAUCUCAUAGCAUAUGCAACGGAGACGGAAUUGUUUCUGCCACGCCGUUUACAAAGCUCCACCUUUACAAUCAGCGGAUAUGAUCAUAACAUCCGCAAAGCUCUGCGGAUUAUUGAGAAAAUAAUCAAUGAAGAGUGUUGUGAUUCCGCUUCUUCAAAUUACACUUUUAUUGCUGAUCCGAAUGUGGAGGAAAGUGGUACAAAUUAUAUCCUUUGCAACGGAUCGAUUCGUGAAGCAAGGUAUAGGCCUAAGAAGGGAAGGUAUGCAUCGAGGUUAAUAAGAGUAUCAAAUAUUUGGUGA